GGCUGAAAAAAUCCCAAAUUCUUACCAAAGACAGGACCAUUUUCGCCGGCCGUUUUUUUUUUUUUUGAGUGUAUUUUUUUGAUGGACUCUUUUCUUAUAGUCUUCUGGGCAGUCACAAUCACAUAGCACCACAAGAUCAUUGCAGAGUCACCCAAAUGAACCGGAAGAUCCGUGUUUGAUUCGGGAAGAGAUUAUGGAAGUUUUGAAAAUUGUUUUAACAAACAAACCAACUUCAUCAAAAGGGCGAAGAAGCCAAUUAUAGAAAGUCUUUCACUCAAUAAUCUGCUCUUUCGCGAGGGAUGGCUCGAGUCUCCCUCGGCUUAGUCUCUUUCACGUUGUUCCUUCUCUUUCUGACGGCGAGUUCAGAAAGUGAACAAGUGAUUCAAGCGCUGACCAGGUUCAUGAAAAAUCUCUCUCCCGAUAACGCAGGAGGAAGGCAGGGUUUCGGCUGGAAUUCGACUUCUGACCCUUGUGUAGACAAAUGGCAUGGGGUGUUCUGUGAUAGCAAGUUAUUUGUUAAGAAAAUUGUUCUUGAUCAGCUCAAUCUAAACGGAUUUCUCGACGCUAGCUCCCUGUGCAAUGCUACCUUGCUUUCAGUCCUGAGUCUCGCCGGCAACAAUGUCAGUGGAGUGAUUCCGGAAGAGAUUUCAAAUUGCUUGAAUCUAAACCACUUGUACCUAGAAACGAAUCGCUUUUCGGGCAACCUCCCGAGCAGUCUCUCCAAGUUGAGUAAACUGGAAAGGCUCAACUUGUCGGACAACAGCUUGUCCGGUCCGCUCCCGGACAUGUCCGGGAUCACAGUUUUGCUGUCUUUCCUUGUUCAAAACAAUCAGUUCAGUGGUGACAUACCAGAACUAGACUUUUCCAAGUUACAACAAUUCAAUGUCUCCAACAACAACCUUAGUGGACCGAUCCCCGAUGUCGAUGGCCGGUUCACUACAAGUAGCUUUUUGGGUAAUCCUGGAUUAUGUGGAAAACCGUUGUCAAACGUUUGUCCACCACCGCCGCCGCCGGCUGCGUCUGCUGCACCUGCACCAGCUGCACUUGCACCUGCACCAACACCUGGUAAAAAGAAAUCGAAAAUCAAUUUUCUUUUGUACAUAGGAAUUGUUGUUCUCGUUCUCGUGUUCGCGAUCGUCUUGGCUUUCUUGUUCAUUCUUAGAUUUUCAAAGGAAAAAAAGGCCGCGAGUGAGAAGAAUGACGAGGUUGGAAAGGAGGAGGUAGAAGUAGAAGAGGUAAACAACAAAGACACUGGAAACUUAAGUGACGCCGAUGAUGAAGAAAACGAGCUCUCGAUACCAUUGAAAGAUGGUGAAACGGGUGCUUCUUCUCUGGUGGUACUUUCGAGUCCGCUGGCGGAGGGGAUGACGUUCAAGGAACUGCUCCGGGCGCCCGCGGAGUUGGUGGGUAGGGGAAGCAAUGGGAGCCUCUACAAGGUUAAGCUUGUGGGUGGGGUGAAUGUGGCUGUGAAAAGGGUUAAGAAUUGGGAGAUUUCAAAGGAGGAUUUCAACAAGAGGAUGCAGAGGAUAGACCAAGUGAAGCAUCCUAAUCUGUUGCCUCCCUUGGCCUAUUAUUGUUCAGACCAAGAGAUGUUUUUGGUUUAUGAGUUCCAGCAGAAUGGAAACCUCUUCAGUCUCCUUCAUGGAUCUCCAAAUGGCCAACUAUUCAACUGGGGAAGCAGGGUAAAUCUCGCGGAUAAAAUCGCAGGAGCACUGGCUUUCGCCCACAGAUCGCUUCACGACGACGGGAUCGCUCACGGGAACCUGAAGUCCACCAACAUAUUGCUCAGCAACGACAUGGAGCCCCGCAUCAGUGAGUACGGUCUAAGGGCGGUCGAACAUCCCAAGAACCAAACGAUUAUCUCCCAAAACAACAGCUUCAAGUCGGACGUCUAUGGCUUCGGAGUGAUCCUUCUCGAGCUCCUCGCGGGGAACGAAGUUCAGAACGUUGGCUCUGAUCUGGCUAGUUGGGUGCAGUCAGUGAUCAGUGGGGAACAGACAGUCGAGUUUUUCGACCGGGAUUUGGUUUUGGAAGGUGCCAGUGAGGAGAGAAUGGUGAAUUUGCUGCAUGUGGCUUUGAAGUGCUUGAGUCCAUUUCCAGAUUCUAGGCCAAGUAUUGAUGAAGUAGCUGCAAUCAUAAGGUCUAUUCAAGAGCAAGAAGAGAGAUCAAGAACCUUUGAACGGAUGAUCAAAUAGUUCCCCAGUAUGUGUUGGGAUUUAUUUCCAGUGAGUCCCUGGAUUUUGAAUGCUGAGACUUGUAUCCCUAUAUAUUUAUAGUAUAUUUCAUAUUGUCCCCUGAAGAGUACUAGUAUAUUUCAUAUUGUCCCCUGAAGAAUAUAGCACUUGUGCCAACUCAUAUUUUGAAAAUAUCAAAUCAAUUACUCUUGUAACUAGUGGCAGAGUCAUGAUUUAGAUUGGGAUGACCUAGUGUAAUGGGAGUCCAAUUCAAAUCAAUCACUCUUGUAACUAGUACCGGAGCCAUGACUUAGAUUGGGGGUGCCGUCUGCCGGGCGGAGUUAUAUAAUGGGAGUCAAAUUGCAUUGUUAUGAGAGAAAGAUUAAAAGUAUAAUAAAAUCAUGUUUUGUCAUCGGCUUUGUUUUUUUGUUAAAAAGGAAUAAAAGCUUGUUCGAAUUCUGAUG
Messenger RNA from Rhododendron vialii, 2638 nucleotides. Its product is annotated as probable inactive receptor kinase At2g26730. NCBI's taxonomy places the organism in Eukaryota, Viridiplantae, Streptophyta, Magnoliopsida, Ericales, Ericaceae. The record is from RefSeq and is a predicted model, not a curated record. Gene Ontology annotation, biological process: protein phosphorylation. The transcript is spliced from 2 exons. Gene Ontology annotation, molecular function: ATP binding; protein kinase activity; protein binding. Bases 300 to 2195 code for a protein of 631 amino acids.